Gasterosteus aculeatus aculeatus (three-spined stickleback) is the source of this 6911-nucleotide messenger RNA. The record is from RefSeq and is a predicted model, not a curated record. NCBI's taxonomy places the organism in Eukaryota, Metazoa, Chordata, Actinopteri, Perciformes, Gasterosteidae.
UGAAACUUUGCUCCCCGGCAGGAGGACAUAAGGAGAGGUCUGCAGGGGAACCGCACCCGCGGCGCGCCUCGUACAGGACAAACACAACUCAAAGCUGCACGGAGAAAGGUCGCUGCAUGGCCAGGGGGGGACACCCGUUCUCCGGGAGCAAGAAGCUGUUCAAUAAUAAAGAGCAAUCGUGAGCCAGAUCUGGGGUGACUGACCCACAAUGGAGGGGGUCAAUGAUGAAGAUUCAUCCCCCGAUCUUUACCGUUCGGGAGAAGAGGACACUGCAUCAAUGCAAUGGUCCGACUUUCAACACGCCACGUGUGGUAAAGAGACCUUAGCGACCUUUCUGGAGGAUCUGGGGUUGAUGCAGCUCUACCCAGAGAAGUUGUCCCUGUGCACAAUACUUCAGAUUGACGAGAAGACCAUCAGUGAUGAACCUGCCAAGUGUAACUCAGAUCUACCAUGGUACUUUCUCAAGAAACUGAUGAUGGUUAAUGUCACAGCUAGAAAUGCAAAGUGUACAUCUGUAAGUCAGCCAAACCGUGAUGCUGCAGCAGCAAAGAAAGAGUUAGAUUUUGAUGAUCUGUUUGAGGAUCUGAAUUUAGGUGACAUGCUAAACCCCCUUGACAUAAUCACCGCCCUCUUUCUGUGUUCUGAUGGUUUUGUACGACAGGAAAUGGCACUUAAAAUGUCCAUGUGUCAGUUUUCUGUGCCUCUGCUGCUUCCUAAUUGUGAUACAAAGCAGUGUACACUCAUGCUUUGGGCCAUGAGAGACAUCGUCAAAAAGUACAGACCUCAGUCCCUUACAGAAUCCAAAGGCUUUAAUGAAGAAAGAAUUGUUCUCUCUAAACUUCCAAUGAUAUCUUUUGUGAGACUGGGUGAAUGCUCCUUGUCAAAGUCCGAGAUCCUCAAUAAGCUUCUGAGUAAUUCGCAGCAGUACCAUGACACCUUUGUUCAUCAUGACAUGGAGUGUGGUGACAGUCCAAGGAGAAUAUCCAAUGGACUGGUUGAAAUCACUUGGUACCUUCCUUGUGGGAACAAAAACAUGGAUGUCUUUAGUGAGCCGGUAGCUGUAGCUAACCUUCGUGGGGACAUUGAUUCAUUUGAAACACAAUUUUCAUUUUUGUGUGAGACAUCUGCAGCAGUUUUUGUCUUCUUUGACGCUUUGGAUUCUAAGUGUGAGCUGCUUACCAACCAACGACACAAAGCACAGAUCUUCUUGGUUGGGAACCAUCAAAGCAAGCGCUCCGGUAUAGAUGCUCUAAAAAAGGUAGCGACCAAGUUGGGCUUGACCAACAGCAACAUAAUAUUGAAGACUAAACAAAUGAAUGAUGCAGACUUUGUCAAAAAAUUGCGGCAGACAGUCAGCAAUGUUGUUGAGAACACAAAGGUGAAGAUGGGAAUCGAGGAAAUGGCUGACAUUGCUCAUGAACUGGGAAUCUGGGUUGAUGAAGAUUCUCCAGAGUGCCAGACUGCCAAGAAAAAUGCAGAUGCCAUCACUUCUGAAAUUCAAGAUAUCCUUGAAUACAAAGAAGCCCAGCUGCCCUUGCAAGGUCAAAUCUGGAAGGAACUGACCCGCUUAGAGAAGGAAGAAUGUCGGCUUCGAAAUGUUGGUUCUGAAAAAAUAGAAGACUACAAAAGCAAUCUUCAGGAAGAGAAAAGCAAACUUCGGGAACAACAGAACUCUUAUGACAUGUCAAAUGCAAUGGCAUGUUUCAUCCAGGCGAUAUCAAACCCGGGGACCGAGAGGUGCUACUUCCUGAAAUGGAUGCGAAUAAACCUUGAUAACGUGUCCCGAAAGAAACUGUCUUAUCUCAGGGAGCAGUACAAAGAAAAAUGCAAAAAUUCAGAAAAUAAAGAAGAAAUCAAAGAAAUUGACAGACAACUUUCCAAAAGCUCAUUGGGGAUUGAACACUUCUUCCGCGAAAUGGGUCAGAUCUAUGAAGCAUCACUUUCCCUUCCAGAAAGGCAUCCAUCACGCCAACAAUUACAGCAUCUGCCAAAACUCUGCGCACAAUUGUUACUUGAUGGAUUUCCCCUUGAGCUGGUAGAUGGAGAUGCAUCCAACAUACCUCUCAGAUGGGUCAGUGACGUUCUUUCUCAGCUCAAUGACUUGAUAUCAGCAAAGAGCAAAAUACUGGUGGUCACAGUUCUUGGAGUUCAGAGCACAGGGAAGUCGACUCUCCUCAACACCAUGUUUGGAGUGCAGUUUGCAGUCAGCAGUGGUAGAUGCACUCGAGGUGCUUUUAUCUUGCUCAUCAGAAUCAAGGAAGAUGUUAAAAAAGUUCUCAACUGUGACUUCAUGGUGAUUAUUGACACUGAGGGCUUAAAGUCACCAGAGCUUGCACAGCUGGACAACAGCCAUGAGCACGACAAUGAGCUUGCAACCCUUGUUGUGGGACUGAGUGAUAUCACCAUCAUCAAUAUUGCAAUGGAGAAUUCGACAGAAAUGAAAGACAUCCUACAAAUAGUUGUGCAUGCUUUCCUCAGGAUGACAGAAGUGGGAAAAAAGCCCAAAUGUCAGUUUGUUCACCAGAAUGUGUCAGAUGUUUCAGCCCAUGAGAAGAACCUACGAGACAGGAAACUGCUUCUGCAACAGUUAAACGAGAUGACCCAGGCAGCAGCCAAAAUGGAAAAGAAAGAAGAGAGCAAGAGCUUCACUGAUGUGAUGGAGUACAGCCCAGACACUGGGAACUGGUACAUUCCUGGACUCUGGAAUGGAAACCCACCAAUGGCACCAGUCAAUGCAGGGUACAGUGAAGCCGUGUACGAGCUGAAGAAGAACAUAAUCCAAAUUUUAGGAAGAUGUCAAUCAACUGCCAAUGAUGUGUUGGAGUUCACAGAAUGGAUAGAAAGUCUUUGGAAUGCGGUGAAGCACGAAAACUUCAUCUUCAGCUUCAGAAACAGCCUUGUGGCUGAUGCAUACAUGAGGCUGUGCACAGAGUUCAACAAAUGGGAUUGGGAAAUGAGAAAGUUCAUGUACACGUGGGUUCUGAAUGCCGAAACAAGGAUUCAGAACUUUGGAACUGUUGCUGGGAAAUCUGAGAUAUCUGAAAUGUCAGAAUUUCUCACACAAUUGAAAAGUGAAGCUGGCACAGUGCUUUCUAUAUGGGAGACAAAGCUUCUUGACAGUCUGGCAAAGUACUUCAAGCAAACAGAGGGUCAUGUCUAUCUGGUGGAAGGAUACAGAGAGAACUUUGCAAGCAGUGCGAAGAGUCUUCGACGAGAACUGGAGAACUCUGUGUUUAAUCAGCUCACAGCAGCAGCUGACAUCAGACAGGGGAUGACGGAACUUGAUAAAAUCAAGGAGAACCACACAAAACAAUUAGAAGAGAGAGUGUGUGCAUUGAUUGAAAAGUGCCAGAAGAUAAAAGUCCAAAUGACAGAAAAAGAGCUGGAUGAAGAAUUUGACAACAUGUGGACUAAAACAUUGAAGGAACUCUCCUUUUCAGAAAUGGAGGUCAAGGACAUUUACACUAGUGUGUCUCACCACCUGAGACAAAAUGUACAGCACAAGGGAAGUCACGCAUGCAAAUUGUUAAAUCAAAAGAAGUUGCAAGAUUGUGGACUUGAACCCUUCAACAUAACAGCUGAAGGAUUCUUAAAGAAAGUGAUUGGAUGGUUUUCCAGUCACCCAAAGGCUGUCCAACAAGUUGCAGACAGCAUCAUUUCAAGUUGCACACAGUGUAUAACUGGAAAAAAGCAAAGUAAAAACAAUUAUCAUGACACUUACAUCCAGGAGAUUUUGAAUUUGAUCGAUGAGAGGCUGCAAAACCAUCAGGAUGUUAUGACAGACAUCGGGUUUGAAGUUUCUCUCAAACAGCACAUCUGUGGAAUCGCAGCAAGACAGUUUCAAGAAAUGCAUCAAGACUUCAUCAAUGUGAACGAUCCCCACAGAUGCCUGAAGCAAAACAAGGAAAAGUUCCGCACAGAUUUUAAAGAUGUGUUCAAUGAACGAGACCAGUGCCACAAAAAGGCAGAAGAAUUCAUGAAGAGCUGCUUGAGGCCUGCAGUCGAAGACUUUGUCAACCGUUUCUUGGGUCCUGAUAUCAUUGGUGAAAUGCUGACAGACCAGAAGUUCAGCACACGAAUGUUCUUCCAGUCUUCAGUUUUAUUGGAUUUGUUAUCAAAGGAUGUCUUUGAGAACUAUCGGAGCUACAUUUGCUCUUAUGAAGAGUACGUAAAGAAAUGGAUACUGGACCAAAUGGUGGAGCGCUUCUCAAACAGCUCUGCAAUGUCGGAGUUUGAGGAUCGACAUCUCCUGUCAAGUAUCAAGAGCAUAAAUGAAGCAGUUAACAAAGCUAAAACCAAGAAGAGUGGAAACCUGAGGUCAUUCGUUCAAAAUGUCUGUCAGGAACUUGGUGAUAAACUGGUCAUUUCCCAAGAUGCCCUUGUUACUUUCAUGGUCCUGAACAAUGCCGACCAGGAACUGUUUGCUCACUGGCUGACUGGCUGUGUGAAGGAUAUGAAACAGUUCCUUGAAGAGAAGUUUAAAAAAACAGACAUCUUAACAAAACUACAACGAUUAAACGUGAAUCCUCAGAACGAGCUUUGCGCCAAAAUGAUUGGAUGUGGUAAACAGUGUCCGUUCUGUGCAGCGCCUUGUGAGGCAGGAGAAAAAGUCCACUCCGAGCACUGGACCUCAAUACAUCGGCCGCAGGCUCUGGGUACAUUCAGGUGGACUCUUGACAGAACAGCUUGUCACUGACGUAUGCUCUACAUCUGUGAUCAGUGACGCAAGUUUUCGCUGCUCUGCCACAAAGAAUGAAUGGCACCCCUACAAGCGUUACACAGAGAUUUACCCAGACUGGAGAAUCGCUCCAGAUAUAAGCCUUCAGGCUUCAGACUACUGGAAAUAUGUAGUGGCAAAGUUCAACAAGCAGUUUGCCAAGGAAUUCAAUGCAAAGCCUGCAGAUGUUCCUUCAAGAUCGCAACUGAUCACACGUAAGGAAGCAGAAGCAAGCGUCAAAGUCUCCUUUAACAUCAAGUGAGAGACGACAUGCUUUCUGGUUACAGAGGCGCACAUGCUCAUAAAUAUUCAACAUCCUCACAUGGAUAUUUAGAUCUUAUUAAAUUUGAGAGCUGAAGAUAUAGUAAGUACACAUGUUUUAGAUGUUUUCUAUGUUAAUGAGGAAAACUCAAAAUACACAUAUAUUGAUCCAAUGUAUACGUAAAGGGCACAAGUUAGAAUAUACUAAAUGUCUUGUGUUCAAUUAGAAUCUGAAAUCUGUUUUUCACUGUGUCCAUCAGUGAAAAGAUGGACACAGGGAAUUAAAUGCCUUAUCUCUUAUUAGUUUUUCUCAAAUAGAAAUUAGACAUUCGAGGGUUGCAGAACAAUUGUUUCAAUCAAGUUGUAUGUGAUGUGUAUUUCAGUUUUACUCUGGAUAAGAAUCUCAAUAUAAAAAAGUAAACAUCGUUUGACGGUUCAUUGAAAUGUAGAUUGUUUUGCAUCCUUAAAUAUAUAUUAAAAGAUCUGUAUAUUAAAUAUCUAUAUAUUCAAAUAUAUUUAUCCUUGUCUAAAUUUAAAAUGUGAGUUUCCUUUUUAUUUAACAAUAUAAUCUUAUUUUAACUCCACUAAAUUUGUCUGCGUUUCAUUUCAAUUAGUAUUACUUUGAAAGUUUUUAUUUUUCAGGAGAAUAGAAAUAGGACAAUAUAGAUAUAAAUAUUCUAGAUGGGGUUUUGUUUACAAUUAUACACGACAAAAAUGUAAAUAUAUGCUGGAAUUAUUCUUAAGAAUCGGAUUACACAUAUUCAUGAUUACGAAAAUAUAUAGAACUUAUUUUUGUCUUCUGUUAAAAUGUGUACUUACCUUUGUUCGCUGUAUCAAUAAAGAAACAAAAUUGGCAAAAUGGCUAUGAAUGUCUUUAAUGUUUCCCAGAUCGAAAUCACAGCAUACAGUGUAUAAUAACCUCUAAAGUAAACAGAAAUAUCAUCACCGCAUUUAUUUAUAUAGUUUAACUAUACCUUUUUUUUAAUAAUCUUUUUUUAAAUUCCAUUAUCUAACAUUUUUCUUCAUCUCGGGUUUUGGGUAUCUGAAUUCCACAAAGAAUGUAAACACAAGACAACAGGUGCAACCUGAUGCAAUCGAGACCAAGCUGGAGAUUUAUGUGAGUGAGUGAGUGUGUGAGUGUCACUGCACCAUAUGCGCUCUGUGCACCACGGGCUGACCACAGAUCUCAUAAUAUCUCAGUGAUAAUGAAGCCAUUUUUUGGUUUGCUUGGCGGACUGUAGUUUUUGGGCACCAAACCGAAAUCCAGCGGCAACACUGAACCACAGCAACUCACUUCAUGACACAGACGAGGCGAAGUGUGUGUCCACGUACAUCCAGUCUGAUCCACUGUUGGACACACGCUCACACUCUAAAAGCGCACAGGACUUUUUGCAGAUACAUUUUAUCCAUCUCAACUGCUGCGAGCAUGAAGCUCUCCACUUCUCCUUCACAUGACUAAGUUCAACACCACCUCUUUCACCACAAUGCCACACAGUGUGUGGAGGCAAAAAGUCCUGUGUGAUUUCAUUUCUCUCUGAGGCAUCGUAUGGUGUGAAAGUCCUGACCAGGAAUCACAGCCCGAGCCCCCACACCAAGGGAAGAGAAGUUGUUAGAAUUAAAAUCCAAAAACUCUUUCAAUUGGAAAUGAGCAAAAGUUAACUUCAGCGUCUUAUGCUCUCUGCCGAGUGAGGGCUGCAGUGAUGAUGCAUUCAUGUCACAGUGUUUCUCCUGGUAAGGAAUCAUGGUGCUACAGGAUGCCCUGGUAAUUGUGGACAAUGUGAGACAAAGGGGAAGAAAAUGUAUUUAGGAUGUUAUUAAUGGAAAGCAUUUUUUUUUUACCUCAAGCUUGCAGCCAUUUUCUGUUGUUGCCAACUGCACCUGUUGUCUUUUGUUGUCACAAAAUAGGCAUUUCAUUCAUUCACAAAAAAAGAAA